AUGCUGCGGUGCCACGUGGUCGCCGUCCGCAUUCCCGGGGCCACCGGCUUCGGUCCCGGUGUCCUGCUGUCCGUCUGCUUCCGAGGUGUCCCCAGGAGAACCCAGGUGGUGCCCGAGGAGCGCAGCCUCACCUGGAAUGAGGAGCUGGUGUGGCCGCUGCACACGCGUCCCCUGAGCGCCACGGACACGCUGGGCCUGCGCCUGCGGCGUGGGGACUGCCUGCUGCCCCAGGGGGACCUGGGUGCCACCACGGUGUCCUUGGGCGAGCUGGUGGCCAACCCCAGCCUGCCGAUGGCCGUCAGGGACAUCCCGCUGCUGGACCACCGGGACCGGCCCACGGGGUGCACCGUCACCCUCCGCUGCUACCACGACCCGCACGGCGCGGCCGGGGACGUCCCUGUCACCACCGAGCGCGGCCAGGUGGCCCUGGAGCCGCCGGGGGUGGCACCCGAGGAGAGCAAAGAGGAUUUCCAGGUGCGGGUGAGGGUCAUCAAGGGCCGCCAGCUGCGGGGCAAUGCCAUCAAACCCGUGGUGAGGGUGCACAUCGGGAAGCAGAACUUCCGCAGCCGCAGCCAGAGCGGGAACAACCCCUACUUCAACGAGGUGUUUUGCCAGGAUUUCCACAUGACGCCGGAGCAGCUGGUGGCGCUGCCCAUCCAGAUCCAGGUGCUGCGUUCACCAAACAUCUGCACCAAGCCCGUCAUCGGCGUCUUCGAGCUCGAUGUCGGCACCAUCUACUCUGCCCCAGGGCGCAGCCUGAGCGGGAAGUGGCUGAGCCUGCAGCACCCGCGGCACCGCGACGGCCGCUCGCAGGGCUUCCUGCAGGUCAGCCUGGUGGUGCGCCGCGCCGGAGAGCGCGCCCAGGAGCAGGAGGUGCCGGCGGGGGACGAGGAUGUGGAGGCCAACCUGCUGCGGCCACCGCCCUGCGCCACCACGCUGCAGAUCCGCGUGUUCCGCGGCGAGGACCUGCCGCGGGGUGGGGACAGCGGGGCGUGGGGGUGA
Messenger RNA from Camarhynchus parvulus, 1002 nucleotides. Its product is annotated as fer-1-like protein 5. The transcript is spliced from 12 exons. Gene Ontology annotation, molecular function: calcium-dependent phospholipid binding; calcium ion binding. The record is from RefSeq and is a predicted model, not a curated record. NCBI's taxonomy places the organism in Eukaryota, Metazoa, Chordata, Aves, Passeriformes, Thraupidae. Gene Ontology annotation, biological process: vesicle fusion; plasma membrane repair; macrophage activation involved in immune response. Gene Ontology annotation, cellular component: T-tubule; cytoplasmic vesicle. Bases 1 to 1002 code for a protein of 333 amino acids.